Molecule: messenger RNA, 1619 nt
Organism: Suillus clintonianus
Lineage: Eukaryota; Fungi; Basidiomycota; Agaricomycetes; Boletales; Suillaceae
Product: phosphatidylethanolamine-binding protein
Exons: 8
Coding region: 56-1333 (425 amino acids)
Source: RefSeq, a predicted model, not a curated record
CGAUACCAUUGCUUGAUUGAUAGAUAUACUACACAUACGAUUUAAAUUUCCAUUUAUGGAAUCUGACUUGGAGAGAAAUUUCGUUCAAAAGCCUUCGUUCUCUCCAAACCAUACUGGUAGGCACGUUACAAUGCUAGCCCUACGCAGUCUCCAACCUCGAGCCCUUGAUUUUGCGCGACGACGCGCGACAAUACAAGUAGCUCUCGCAUCGACAGCUGCAGACACUGACGCCUCACAGUCUCAGUCGUCCGAAGAACCCGUGACACCGGAGAAGAGGCAGUCUCGGGCAAUUAGAACACGUCGGCCUAGAAUUUCGCUGCAACAUCCGCGUGAAUGGAACAGGCCUCUUGCAUUUGGUGUUCUUCCUGCGUUCGAUGAAGCACUGAAGGUCAUCAAAGAGGAUUCAAUGGCGCUCAAGGAGGAGGUAAAGGCUUUGGAGGGUGUCAUUGCGCGUGAAAAGGAGACACCUCAGCCUAACCAGGACGCUUUGCGGGUGCUGGAGGAGAAGCUGAGAAUUUUAGAAGUGCAGAGUGAGAUAAAUUUCCCUCAAGUGAGGUGGAAAUGUGCCAAUGGGAUGGCGGACAUGUCAAAAAUCGUAGACAGACACCUACUGGAGCAGCGGUGGAGGAAGGAGGGUGCAUUAGACUUGCUGAUGGAGCGUAUCCACCAGAUGAAAGUUGUGCCAGACGUCUUGCCUGAUAUUCGUCCUUCGUUGGACCUCCGGGUUAACUUCCCAAAAGUGAAGUCGAAUACAGGGCUUCCGGUUACUGUUUCAAAAGUCGUGUACGAGCACGUAGAACCAGGAGUAUUUCUUCUUCCAGAGCAGACUGUAGAGCCUCCUAAGAUAUUUACAACCGUCUUUCAUCCAGAGGAGCGACUAUAUACUCUUUUGAUGAUCGAUCCGGAUUUUCCCGAUGAGACUAAUCAAACAUUCCAGACGUAUCUGCAUUGGCUUCAACCGAAUAUAUCUCUUUCAAGCCUUUCGCCUUCCCCAGUGCCCAACCUGAACACCCACACUGCCUAUAUACCUCCGCACCCACAACGUGGGACUACAUAUCACCGCUAUACCAUGCUACUCCUUCCCCAACAGUCCCGUCUAUCUAUUCCUAUGGUUGCUAAGGACAAGCGUGCGGCCUUUGACGUCAGAGCGUUUAUGGAGCAGCACGGGCUAGAUAGCAACGCUGGGGGAGGUGUCCAUAUGUGGCGAGAGGUUUGGAGUGAAGGAGUUCCCGCGGUGUACAAGGACAUACUCAAAACUGCGGAGCCGAAGUUCGGGAGGAUGCCCAAAGCAGACCGAUAUGGGGAUUUUAGGGGGAAGAAGCGGUAUGUGUGAACACUGGGCAGGGUAGUGUCCUUCGGUGAUUACCAGGGAAGCAAUACUUGAUAACUCAUCGGUCCAUCUGAUCCCCGCUGAUCCCCUCCCACACCAUAAAUUCAUAUUCGUUGAUACUAAGCCCGAUUCUUCAGCACCACGUGUUCAGGCGUUACUUACAGUGAAAGUUGAAUCAGAUAACGUAUGUUAACAACCAAGCAGCUAAUAACGGCAUCCUUCGUGAAGAUCUAAGUCUGAGUAGAAGCUUGGUGAAAACAACGGACAACGAACGCUCGCCCAAUAAAAU